Molecule: messenger RNA, 879 nt
Organism: Helicoverpa armigera (cotton bollworm)
Lineage: Eukaryota; Metazoa; Arthropoda; Insecta; Lepidoptera; Noctuidae
Exons: 5
Coding region: 1-879 (292 amino acids)
Source: RefSeq, a predicted model, not a curated record
AUGGGCAGACUAUUUUUAGGUCUCAAAAAAACAAAAGAAUCUUCAGGUUCAUUGAAAAAAGUCAAAAGUCAAAAUGAAGCAAAAGACAAGUUGGAGAAGUCCAGGAGGAAACCAUGUUUGAAAUCAGAUACCAGGAUAGGGCGACCUUGCAAAGGUAAACCCGUUAGUUAUUCGCCACUAGCAGACGAUAUCAUGUUGACCUCUAAAUAUAAGAAAAUGGAGGAAAAGUUGAAGAAAGUUAAAAGCGAUUUGGUACUUUUAAUGGAUCAAAUAUACACAAAGCUGGCCACACCCGAAGGGGAGGCUGAAAUCUUGGACCAGAUAAGUAAAGCUAUUAAAAAGAGGAAAUUGUCACCAUCUCUAUUGAACAUAAUUUUAAAUACUGACUUGAGAAAAAGAAGAAGUGCAAUUCGUGUGAUAUCAAUGAAAAAAAGUGAGAUUUUACUCAAACUGGGUAGCGAUGAGGGUAUUGAGGAAAUUAUCCAGCAAAUAUCUAAAGCUAUCAAAUUAGGUCGCAUAUCUCCAUACCUCAUAGAAAUGUUGAUAAAUAAGGGAAAAACAAAUAAAUUUUUGAAAAUUUUGGAUAGCCAAAGAUCACUGAAACAAGAAGUAAGUAGGAAACUUGGUACGACUACUGGUGAAUUGAAAAUCAUUAAAGACGUCGGUAGAGCUAUAAAACAUGGUCAAGUGUCACCGUCAACAAUAGUAACAAUAGUAAAUAAAUGUCAAGAAGUACCUUUAUUCAAAAGAUUAUCCAUAAAAAGAAUCGGACAAAGACAAAGACCUAUGACUAAAAAUGAAAUACUAGCCAAAUUGGGUACAAAAGAUGGUAAAUCGGAAAUUCUGAACGAAAUUGAUAAAGGUAAGUACGAAUUAUGA